Sphenostylis stenocarpa is the source of this 648-nucleotide messenger RNA. NCBI's taxonomy places the organism in Eukaryota, Viridiplantae, Streptophyta, Magnoliopsida, Fabales, Fabaceae. The record is from the annotation of a GenBank genome assembly.
AUGAAUAUUUUCAGGUUAGCUGGGGACAUGACCCAUUUGGCCAGCGUCCUGGUCCUCCUCCUCAAGAUCCAUACCAUCAAGUCCUGCGCAGGUGUCUCAUUGAAGACUCAAGAACUCUAUGCACUCGUUUUUGCUUGUCGCUACUUAGAUAUCUUUACUAAUUAUGUAUCUCUCUACAAUACCAUUAUGAAGUUAAUAUUCUUGGGAAGCUCAUUUUCUAUUGUGUGGUACAUGAGAUAUCACAAGGUUGUUCGUAGAUCAUAUGACAAAGAUCAAGAUACCUUUCGCCAUUACUUUCUUGUAUUGCCCUGCUUAGUAUUGGCCCUAUUAAUUAAUGAGAAAUUCACAUUUAAGGAGGUGAUGUGGACAUUUUCCCUGUAUUUGGAAGCUGUUGCUAUACUUCCUCAACUAGUACUUUUGCAGAGAACUAGAAAUAUUGACAAUUUGACUGGACAAUAUGUGUUUCUUCUUGGUGCAUACAGAGGACUAUACAUUCUCAACUGGAUCUAUCGCUACUUCACUGAGCCCCACUUUGUUCAUUGGAUAACAUGGAUUUCUGGCCUUGUUCAAACACUGCUCUAUGCUGAUUUCUUCUAUUACUAUUUCCAAAGCUGGAAGAACAACCAAAAGCUUCAUUUGCCAGCGUGA